UAUAUGUUGUCGAUGUUUGGUACGAAUUUUGUGCAGCUUGAAACUUCAGUUUAAUACAGUUUUAUGUUCAAUCUAAACGUUGAGCAAAAUUGCAUUGUUCUAUAUAAUAAAGCUAAAACUAUUUAACAUUUGAAGGACUUUUGAGAUUUGACUCGUAAACCCAAAUGUUUUGCAAACCCAUUUAGCCCACGAAGGGCAAAUUUUAAUUGCAAUGAACGAUAAAGUUCAUCAAUAACCAAAAGUUAUUGAACAAAAGUUGCACCUUUCGAGUUUGCAUUUAUGAAUAGGAUUAUUUACUUGAAAAAUAUCAUUUAAACUUUGAUAUAAUCGGUUAACGCUAUGGAAGUUAAUACAACAGAUGAUAUUGAAAUUUUUCAAUCAAAUGGCGUAAACGAAGACUCCGAUUUCCAUGAUUUACGUAUCGAUUCUCGAAAUUCAAAUUCCGAUUUCCACGAUUCGUUCCACGAUUCCGGCUCUUUCAGUGCUGAUUACACAACAAAUGCUAUCGGAUUCGGUAACGAUUAUGCAGCACUGCAGUCUGGUUACGUAACUUUAGAGUCGGCUUCUCGUGCUGUCGAGCAAUUAGAUUCGGCGAAUGUCGACACGAAAGAUCUCCGGAAAAUUGUUCAACAACAGACUCAAAAUUUGGACCCCGAUACUGCAAAUUUACUUUCAAUGAUGUGUGUUGCAUUGGAAAAAGCGAAUGAUGAGAGAAAUAGCUUCGAACAGAUGUUGAGACAAAGACAUUCGGAAAGUUUGAGUCAGUUGUCUGAAAUCAAUCAGGAGGUUGAAGAGCAAAUUGGCCAAGAGCGCGAACGAUUGGAUCGCGACUUUAAAGAGCGACAGGAGCAGAUGCGCUCUCUGGUGCAGUCGGAGAUGAGUGAGCUGCAGUCCAGACUGGAUCUGCUGGAGAGUGAGAACAGCCAGCUAAAGUGCAAUCUGGAAGAAGUGGACAGGGCCAAGAAUGAACUCACAGAUGAGUACGAGGACCUCAAGCGCGACAACAGAUACUUGGAGGAGAGUCUGAGUGUGACAAAGGAUGAGUUACACAUGUCCAAGAAUGUGGCCAGUGCCAUCAAGGCCGAACAGAUGGAAGAGUUGAAGGAGAGGGAAAAGACAAUCGAGGAGUUCACCCAAGAAGCCGAAGAAGACAGAUCUUCACUUCUGGAACAAAUUCAGGAACUGGAACGAGAGAGAGCGAGAUUAAAAGAGGAAAGGGACGAACUGGAGGCAUUCAAGUCAUACUGGAUACAGUCUGGACCCCACAGAGGAGUGACAACUGUCCCCCAUGGUGUGGAUGAGAUGACACCUCCGGGGGGCAGUGCAAGUGGUGUGAUGGACGAGGGGGUGAUUGGGGGUGGAGGGGGUGGGAUUGAUAUUCAUGGCGUGGAGGGGAUAUUAUUACCAACAACGAGUCAAUCGGAAGAGGAUGAGUUUUGGGUUCUGGACCCGAAGAGCAAGCCGGCAGUGGACACUGAUGACACAUCACACUCAGACUCUUUUUCCAGAUCAAGGUCACGGGGGUCAAAGAGUUCGACAAUCAGUCUAGACUCAGUUGGGGGCAUCAGCCACGCAGUAAAUGAACAUAUCAGAGAGGCCGAAUCCACUACUAAUCUCUACACAAAUACACCCAAUGAGAAAGUGUUCAAAGUCGUGUUCUUGGGCGACACGUGUGUGGGUAAGACUUCCUUCAUCCAGCGAUUCCACUGCGAUCAGUUCCAAGACAGACUCCCCUCCACAGUGGGAAUUGACUUCCUGCUGAAGAGUGUCAUGGUCAGGAACACCCCCUGCACUCUGCAGCUGUGGGACACUUGUGGCCAGGAGAAGUUCAGGGCACUCACCAGGAACUACUUCAGAAAAGCGGACGGAGUGAUUCUGAUGUAUGACGUCACGAGGCCAGAGUCUUUCUACAGUCUGAAGACAUGGAUGGAGGACGUCACUGGAUUCGCCCCUGGAGACGUCUGCCUAAUGAUAGUGGGCAACAAGGCUGACCUCACACCUGACCAUUCCUCUUGCCAGCUGGAGCUAGAUGCUGAAUUAGUUAAAGCCACUCUCGGCAACCAAUCAGAUUUCUCCUUCACCGAAGUCAGCUCACGAAAUGGACAAAAUGUUACGCAAUGCAUGACGCAAUUCACGUCACGACUUAUCCUCAGAGAGGAGGACCGAAUUGCCUUUCCUGAGUCGACAUUCAAGAAGUUUUCCCAAAAUAAACCCGAUGUUGUGUCGCCCGGAAAAAAGAAAAAGUGUUGUAUAAAAAACUAGAUUUUUUGUCUAUUUUGAAUUUGUUUCAAAGAUUAAUGCUUUAGUUGUAGUUGGUCACAUUCCAAGAAAAUGAUAAAUUGA
Symsagittifera roscoffensis is the source of this 2343-nucleotide messenger RNA. RefSeq names its product ras-related protein Rab-44-like. Lineage: Eukaryota; Metazoa; Xenacoelomorpha; Acoela; Convolutidae. The transcript has 10 exons. Gene Ontology annotation, molecular function: GTPase activity; GTP binding. The record is from RefSeq and is a predicted model, not a curated record. Gene Ontology annotation, biological process: vesicle-mediated transport. Bases 340 to 2262 code for a protein of 640 amino acids.